Messenger RNA from Amaranthus tricolor (Joseph's coat), 2296 nucleotides. RefSeq names its product cyclin-A2-2-like. The transcript has 12 exons. Gene Ontology annotation, molecular function: cyclin-dependent protein serine/threonine kinase regulator activity. Gene Ontology annotation, biological process: mitotic cell cycle phase transition; regulation of cyclin-dependent protein serine/threonine kinase activity. The record is from RefSeq and is a predicted model, not a curated record. NCBI's taxonomy places the organism in Eukaryota, Viridiplantae, Streptophyta, Magnoliopsida, Caryophyllales, Amaranthaceae. Gene Ontology annotation, cellular component: cyclin-dependent protein kinase holoenzyme complex; nucleus; cytoplasm. Bases 305 to 1735 code for a protein of 476 amino acids.
CAUCUGUGUCUGAAUUUGGAUGUUUAAACUGUGGUUCAUCCCGCUCUUCUCCCCCCUUCUUUUUUUAAUCAAAACCCACCCAUUUUCUGAGUCUCCUCCCUCUUUAUCUGCUCUCACUCUUCAAAACUUUUUGAAUGGUCAAACCCUAAUCUUAAUUAUUACAAUAAUCUUAUCUUCUGAUUGAUUCUACAUUUUAAGAAUUUUUUUCAUCUGGGUUCUAACCGGAGAUUGUACUCUGUUUGUCUCAUUCUCUCAUUUUGAUACUUUGAGAUUGAGGCAUACAGCGCUCUUCUACUAGGUCGACAUGAACAAGGAAAACAAAGUUGCGACCAAAGUAGAAGAGCCAACUCUUCGAAUUACUAGAGCUCGAGCAAAAGCUCUUGGUACAUCAGGAAGGUUGAUCCAGAAACCUCCCCGGCCUGAACAAAGUCGAGUUGUUGGAGAAACCUCGAAGAGAUCAGCGUCAGAUGAAAACAAAUCGACAACUCAAGCUUCCGGUCUUCAGAAAAAGAGAAGAGCUACACUUACCGAUGUUACCAAUGUACUUUGUGAAAAAUCAUAUGCACGCUGCAUCAAUGGAGGGAGAUUUUCGGCUAGGAUGGAUGCUUGCACUAAAACUAAGCCAGAGAUGAAAGUUUUCACCAGAAAGAAUGUUAAGGUGGCCCCAUCUACCAUGGGAACAAUACAACAUCAUCACAAUGAUGCAAAGGACGGUAUUACUGAAGAUAUAUCAGAAUCGACAGUAGCACCCCUAGAGGUUGCUUGGAGAGCAAAGCAAACAGCUAGGUAUAUUUCUAAGUUGAACGGGGAACAUUAUAAGCCCAAUAAACUGGAAGAUAACUCACAAAUUAAUUGGAUCUCAAGUGAAAUAAGAGAGAGGCUUGUGACCGAACAAGUUCUUCAGAAAGAGGAAAAACAUCAUGAUGAAACAGGAACUUCAAAGGAUCCAACUAUUAUAGAUAUUGAUUUGAACCAAAAGGAUCCUUUGAUGUGCAGCCUCUAUGUUUCAAAUAUAUAUGAGAACAAACGUGUAACCGAGCUUGAUCAAAGGCUUUAUAUUGACUACAUGGAAAAGGUGCAAUGUGACAUCACUCCAAGCAUGAGAGGUAUACUCAUUGACUGGCUUGUGGAGGUCUCUGAAGAAUACAAGUUGGUACCCGACACGCUUUACCUGACUGUAAAUCUCAUUGAUCGCUAUCUAUCUGGAAAUUACACGGAAAAGCAGAAACUGCAGUUGCUGGGAGUAACAUGCAUGUUGAUUGCCUCAAAGUAUGAAGAAAUGAAUGCCCCGCAAGUUGAAGACUUUUGUUACAUCACCGCCAACACUUAUGCUAGAGAAGAGGUACUGAAAAUGGAGAGGAAAAUUCUGAACUUUCUCUGCUUUCAACUAUCUGUUCCCACCAUCAAAACAUUUUUGAGGAGAUAUAUGCAUGCAGCUCAAGCCACUUGCAAGGAUAAGUUGGUUGACUUAGAGUUCUUGGCAAAUUACUUAGCAGAACUAACUCUUGUAGAAUACAGCUUUUUUAGAUUCCUCCCUUCACUUAUUGCUGCAUCUGCAGUAUUCCUUGCCAAAUGGACUCUUGAUCAAUCUAAUGAUCCAUGGAAUCCAACAUUAGAGCAUUAUACUGGCUACAAGGCUACGGACCUCAAAGUUACAGUAAUUGCAAUGCAAGACUUACAGCUAAACACCAUUAAUUGCCCACUCAACGCAAUUCGUGAGAAGUACCCGGCAUGACAAGUUCAAUUGUGUGGCUAACCUGUUAUCCCCGAAUCCUGUACAAUCACUUUUCUGAAGUGGAAAAAUGUAGCUGAUCGGAUCUUGUACAAGCUAAGUUAAGAUAUUUAUUCGUUAACGGUGAGAAUGGUUGAUCUAUCUAACCACAGUUCACAGCCAUUUGCCAAAGUAUCCUUCCUUCCUCCUUUUUCUUACGUUAUAAUUCUUUCAUCUGUUUAGUUUUUUUGUUGUAACGUGCAUAACUGUUAAGUUCUGCCUCUCGCAGACUGUUUUGUAGGCUUCAGGAGCACUCAACUUUUACACUGGGUUGCAUAAUAUGAACAUCUGUAACUAUAUUUGCAAAUUAGUAUAUUCGUAAAUAUACUUUUCAUUUUUAUUAUUUUUAUUUAUUUUGAGCUAUGCAUUUCAUCUACGUCCAACAAAAGGCCUGUUAAUUCAGUCUAAAAUUUUUACUUGAAUAAGCGGAUUUUUGUUUUGUUAAUUGGCUUAAUUAAUUGAUGUGUAAACGUGACCUGAAAUAAGCCAUUUUGUCAAUGAAUUUUUAAUGGUCAAUAUAAUAUU